UGUUGAAGAAAGCUGUCAAUACUCCUAGGACACACGCUACGCACGAUGCACUGACGCACACACACACACACACACACACACACGCGCGCGCGCGCGCGCUUCUUUUCCGGCCCGAUUUCGGGUCAUUGGUGUGUACACGUGCAAGUGGAAUCAUGUCUGCAUACCGCUGUCGGAGAAAACGGAGAAAAUAGAAGAUCCACCGAGUUUAGUUGGAAGUCUCAUGGUCCACAUGAAGGAGAUUAAGAUCGGAGGAUGCGCAUGUGUGUUGGUGUUGCUCUUUUCCGGGCUUGUCGCCUGCUCUGGUGUGUUUGGAAGUCCUUUGACUGACGAUGUGGCCACACUAGACACACUGAGAGAAAACAUUCCCAAGGAUUACAAAAUUCGUGUUCGUUACAUUUCCAAAGACGUGGGAGGGAUGUGCUGGGUUCACCUGAACCUGUAUCCAGCAGAGAGCAGUUUGAAAAACUUAGCCCUGAAGUUUGGCAACGUUUCAUCCAACAGAGAAAAUAUUACUAUCUUCAUCACCAUGCUGCAAGGACUUCGCGUCACCAUUGAUAACGAGGAGUUGGAGUCAACAAUGCAGGCCUUUAAGUGUCAUUAUCGGAGUGCACGAUGGUCCACCAGACGCUAUUUCGACCACAUCAAAGAGGUUCUUGUAACAUUUGCCUCCACACCCCACCAGUUUUACUGUACUCCUCCUCCAUGUCCCACUCCUACUGCACCUGUAGUUACAUCAGAUCGGCGUGUGAUUGACCGAGCGGUCCCAGGUGUUCUAGCGUUACUCGUCAUUCCCUGUCUUGCUGCACUUGCGCUCAUUCUCAGAACAGUGCUUCGUCGAAAAAUGUGCUGUGUGGAAAGGAGACAUGAAGAGAGCGAUGACGUGGCGAGACAAAGUGACCCUGACGCCAGUAUAGAUGCGUCACACAAUGACAGUCAAUCAUGUUUCUUAAAUAACCAAUACAGGGUGCAGCAGGUUGAGGACACUGGCGUUUAAUCCGGCGCACCUAAAGUAUUCGAUGGCAUUCUCUGGAUAUAUGAAGUACAUAAUGAAGGGCGUUGAACAGAAUCCCAGGAUCAACUGCUCUUACCAACCCUCUUUGUUGGCUGAAGAGUUAAACAUUAAACAGUUAGCCAUGCAUUUGAUGAAUACCCAACGAAUGACCUCACUUGCAAGAAUCCUAACAUCUUCCGCCCCCAGCAUCGGACUCUCCAGCUGCCCAAUAGUUAGUAAAUCACUGUGCUUCUUCUGGAUUGCACAAACAAGAAGGCAUCCUUGAAAACAGCCUGGUGGAACGCUUUGGUGAUUUAGUGGUUUGGCCGGAACAGGAAGCACAGCUCUUUUGAAGAAGUGGCCACAGCAGAGGCGUAACCGCUGCGAUGCCUGCGGCAGGUCCAUGUCUUUGAGGCUGACUGCUGGUGCUGCAGGCCUCAUUUCAGAGGACAAAUGGCUUUUUUGUGUUGUAUUGCCGAGGCUUCCUCCGUGGUGCAGCGCAGCACUGUGGCAGAACAGUGGGCGUACUUGUAGUGGCGGUAUGCACAGUUAGGAGCACUGGAUGGCGGAUGAAAGAUCCAUUGCAGAUUGCAGUUCAUUCAUCGCAUUUUAGGAUUUCUGUGAGGACAGGGCAGAGUGCCAUCAAAUGUGGGCGUGAGAGGUACAACGGUGGUAACGGUUGCAUUGUUUAUUACAGGAGUGUGUUUGUUUGUGGGGGAAGCAUGGUAAGAGGCAUCACACUCAUGUUAUUAAAGCCAAGGUCAUCUUGUACGAGGGAUGUAUUGUUUCUGGUGGUCAUAUUGAAAUGCAACAAUUGUAUGAGCUGGCCCACUCCAAAAGUACAUUCUUUUCAAAUCGGAAAAAAACAAAGCCAGCCCACUCUUACCACUUAAUCUGGUGCUAAAAUUCCUGUGGUAUGGCAGUAAUCCAAACUCAUCCAAAUCUAGUGGCCAGAACACAACAGCUCCACGUUGAUUAGACUGUAUGCUUAAAGCCGGGCCACUUUUGGUCCAAAAUUAAAAGAAAGGAAAAAAAAAGCAGCACAAGUAUUAGUUGAAUUACGGCCAUUUUUGGUUCAGAUUCCAGAUGAUGACAUGAAAAAAGAAAACCUUAUGGCUGCUUACCACUGGUCAACUUUUUGUCUACAAUGCAUUUGCCAUUGCUAUAACUGGUUCGUAUGUGCUUAAACUUCAGCAAAUCAACACAAAUAGUCAAGGGCAAGUGUUGAUAAAGCAGCUUAUUAGUUGCACAGUAAAUCACAAGCAAAAUCCCCUUCACGUUGGCUUUACACUGUAUGAUUUUUGCUAACCCCCGAUUUAUUUUUUCCUGUCGCUGACAAAAAUCAAACAUCAUAAUAGAAUUCUUUGGUCAGGAAUUGAGCUCGUUGGUCAUAGAAGAUCCAGAGGCCGAUUGAGUGCCAUUGCGACAGUAUCGGAAAUUGUUUUAGUAAAAUCUUAGAGUGUAAGUGCCGCUACGAUAUUUAUGUAAAAACCACCAAUAUGAGGACGGCACAGGAUUACGCAAAACUCACGGGACAGCAAUGGCAAAAUGUCAACAAAACAUUUGACAACUAACCGACAGAAAAUAAUGUCUUUAUUACCUCAAGCUCAUGUCGAAGAAUGUUUCUGUUUAUACGAGUCCAUUUUCUGCAUGAGCUCAGAUUGAUGAUGUAAGCAUCGACGUGGGCUCGUACAGUAAUUUCCUUUAGAAGGGAUCUUCAUCGUAUAAUCUGAUUUGUACUGGGGUCAUCUUAUACGGUGUGACAAUAAUAAUCUUAAAAAAAAGACCGCUGUGCUCUCACAGAGUAAAAAGUCGUAACUCUGUCACUAAUAAACACACUGAUCUCUACAGCAGGAGGAGAAAGAGCUGACUGUUUUCAUGACAAUAAGCAGAGAGUCAAAGUGCAUGAGAAUUGAGGCCACAUGAUGGAUCUGAGUCACAUCCCAUAAUUCGAUUCUCACUUUGUGUGUCUGUUUCACUUGGCUUCUGAAGAUGGGUUUAUCCAUGCAGCUGCCCUGGACUACGGCGUACAGUACGUCUGGGCUGAAGUCAAUAACACAGGACUCUCUAUUGAAAAUUCUUCGUAGCCCAGAGUGAUGAACUGUACGCUGUAGAGUUAGCGAUAUCAAAUGUCCAUCAUCUUUCCAAACACUGUGCUGAGCAGUUUGGUCCCUGACUCAGUGUGAGUGCCAGUAUUAGAAAGGGCCAUUUUCUGCCCAUUCAGGUUUAGGUGGAGGAAGUCUGAAGCGCUUUUGUCCCACAGAACUCAUCAACUCCCUCUCUCUCAAAUUAACAAUGCGACUGCUGUCCACUAUUGUCAUAAAGCGUGACCUCCGGCUCGCGAUAUAUGAGGUCAGUAAUGGCAGACUGGCUAUCAUCAACCGCGGAGGGGCUUCAACAAAGACGUCUCUCAUGCGUCCACAGACACACCGCUUUUUAUGGUGUUAUUAGUCAUACUCCGGUCUAAGCCCACUCUCUGCACACCAACUCAGAUCUGAACAGCACAACUACACAAGACACACAUAUAGCCUGUGCACUUACAAGCCAGACACCGCUGAUCAACACCAUAUGAUUCUAGCAUCAUCCAAACACUUCCUGAGUCAGACUGUAGCACCGAGUGGGGGAAUAACUCCUGUGACUCACAAAUGUGUCUGUUUGAUGUCACAACAAGAUCAAAAUAUCCUGUCAAAGUUGUAAGCCAGCCAAAGGGUACGUGGCAUAUGAUGUUUUUUGGGGGUUUUUUGUGUAUAAUUUAUUUAUUGGUCACAAUGACAGAAGUAAAGGUGAUUCAUAUGACUUAUAUGGCUAUUUUCCAACUUUAACUCCAUAAACAGUAUUUAUUUUCUUUCCAACUUACUUGACCAGUAAAACUUGAUCCUGCUGAAUUUCUCAUUUCACAGUAUAUACCUGUAUAAUCUACAGAGCUGGAUUCAUUCAUCAGUAAGCUAACCAGUUUUAUUUUUCAGCUGGAAUUCAAAGCAACUAAAGUAAUGUAAAAUGGACCCAAAAGCUAGUUUGUUAUCCCACUAAUUCAUCUUCAUAUGCCUUACAUGUCAAUAAGCAAAUGCUGUUAUACUGUACGUUACAGACUUUUAUAAAACUCAUUAUACAGUAUUAUAAAUAAAAUACCAAGUUGAAAACAAAAAGGUUUUUAUUUUUUUAUUUAUUUAUAUUUUUUGCAUACCUAAUGAUCAGUCAAUGAAAUGAAAACUAAAUUCCUGCUUCUGUGGAGAAAACUCUCCAAAGGUAUGAAAAAUAUCAGGACCAGAUGGCUUGAAGAUGAGAUCAUAAAAACAAACGUGUUGCAUCUAUUAUAUAUGAAAUAAAGAAUUCGAUCACAUAAUGUAUACGGUUAACCCUAGAACUAUUGACACCCUCUUGAAAAUGAGUAGAUUUUGAUAUAUAAAGUGAAUUUAAUGGACGGUGUUAUCCAGUGCCACUUACAGAAAUACACUGAAGAUUGAAGUCUCUCUCAAAUGACAUGCUACAUCCUGACACUAGUACUCUAUAGUCUAGGAAUACCAUAAUGCUAAAACCCUGUUACGUAGAUGUUAAUGUAAGAGUUUGUACAGCAAAGAAAACAAUGCAUGUUUUUAACCAUAUAAUAAGUGCAAUCGUAUUUGG
Messenger RNA from Ictalurus punctatus (channel catfish), 4615 nucleotides. It is a transcript of the gene kitlgb, whose product is annotated as kit ligand b. Lineage: Eukaryota; Metazoa; Chordata; Actinopteri; Siluriformes; Ictaluridae. The transcript is spliced from 8 exons. Gene Ontology annotation, cellular component: plasma membrane. The record is from RefSeq and is a predicted model, not a curated record. Gene Ontology annotation, molecular function: stem cell factor receptor binding; cytokine activity. Gene Ontology annotation, biological process: positive regulation of cell population proliferation; cell adhesion. The coding region runs from base 221 to 994 and encodes 257 amino acids.